AUGAUUUAUAGCUUAGUUUGGGGAAAUUCUCUCGUUGGUUUCUGCGUUAAAAUACUGAAUUCAGCCGUUGUGAUCGGAUUCUAUUAUGGAUUUCUGACUACAUUCUCCAUAGGACCAUCUUAUCUCUUCCUUCUUCAAGGGCAAAUCUUAGGAAAGGGAUCUGAAACGAAAAUAUCAGCAAUAACCGGGUUUAUUACGGGACAGCUCAUGAUGUUUAUAUCGAUCUAUUAUGCGCCUUUGCAUUUGGCAUUGAGUAGACCUCAUACAAUAACAGUCUUAACUCUACCAACACUGCUCCCAUAUUAUUAUAUUGAGGAAAUGAUGCAAUACGAUGACAGGGACCUGGAGGAAGUCAAAGAUGCAAUAGAUUGGGAAAAGGAAGAAACCAACGAAGAAGAAGAAGAUAUUACUGUUUAUCUUUCUGAUAAAAAAGAGAAUACUUUCAACAAAAAACUCGCCCCGUUGGAAAAAUCUCUUGUAACUACUCUUUUCGAUUAUCGAAAAUGGAAUAGGCCUUUGCGAUAUAUAAAAAAUGAUCACUUUGAAAGGGUUGUAAGAGAUUAA
This is a messenger RNA of Vicia faba (fava bean), 564 nucleotides long. Lineage: Eukaryota; Viridiplantae; Streptophyta; Magnoliopsida; Fabales; Fabaceae. The record is from the annotation of a GenBank genome assembly.